Molecule: messenger RNA, 6302 nt
Organism: Sebastes umbrosus (honeycomb rockfish)
Lineage: Eukaryota; Metazoa; Chordata; Actinopteri; Perciformes; Sebastidae
Gene: smchd1
Product: structural maintenance of chromosomes flexible hinge domain containing 1
Exons: 47
Coding region: 205-6093 (1962 amino acids)
Biological process (GO): chromosome organization; double-strand break repair
Cellular component (GO): chromosome
Molecular function (GO): protein binding; ATP binding
Source: RefSeq, a predicted model, not a curated record
GUUACAGAAUGAGGCGUGGUUUACUUAAAGAGGCUGCGACUCACAACAUCCCUUUAUAGUCUACACAUAAAGUCACUUACAGUUUAAUCAACUCCGGGAUAAAGUGAAAGUCAUGUUAACGUUACACACGGUACGAAGACAGACUUUCAUGUUAACGUAGUUGAGAAGAAGCUGUCCAGCGUCUCUCUAUUGUCUUCUGUCUCCAUGGAGGACGCAAGAGUCCGCAGGAGGAUCCGUGUUUACGACUGUCGCUCCGAAAACGAGCAGCAUGUAACGCCCAAGUUACUAGAAACAACCGGUCAAGACUUCAACGGGUUUCUGCCGCUCCUGCACCGGGCAUUUGGAAUCCGUUCACAUGAAACAUAUGUGUUGACCACAACGGACAGAACAGUCCUGGAUUUUGACAGAUUUAAGGAGCUUCAGGAUGACAGCACCCUCCUCUUGUUGCAAAAGAAGGACCAAGCACUGACAGCGGCCACGGAGGAGCAUAUCACGUUUGAGCCUCAUUAUAAUACGCUGAUCCAGGCUGGCACGUAUGAGUACUACGCUAGUGAGGGACAGAAAUCACUGCCAUUCGCACUUGCUGAGCUGAUCGACAACUCUCUUUCGGCCACAGCUAAAAACCCAGGAGUGAGGACAAUAGAGAUACGAAUGGUGUUUGAUGACACUCUUGGAAAACCUGCCUUGAUUGUCUUAGAUAAUGGGCGCGGGAUGACCUCUAAACAGCUCAAUAACUGGGCAGUGUACAGACUGAGUAAAUUUUCCAGGGACAAGAGCCCACUUGUGAGUAAACAAGAGGGGUAUGUUCGACCUGAUGCUGUCCGUCGUAGUCUCAACAGUGAUAUAUCCUACUUCGGAGUUGGAGGAAAACAGGCUGUGUUCUACAUUGGAGACUCAGCCAGGAUGAUCAGCAAACCAGUUGGCUCCCCAGAUGUUCAUGAGCUGGUUCUGUCCAAAGAGGACUUUGAGAGAAAAGAGAGGAACAAAGAGGAUAUCUACAGCGGGAUCAUUAGAAACCGAAAGCCCGGUGACUCUUCACAUGUGACUAAAGCCGAUGAGCGCUUCCUCCAUAGCCUUAUCGCCGAGGAAUCUCUGAAGGAAAGCUUCACAGCCGUGGUCAUUAUGGGGCUCUUACCCGAGCAUAUCGCCUUUCUGAAACAAGAUUUCGAAAACUGGACCAGACAGCUAGCUCACAUAUAUCACUAUUAUAUUCAUGGAGUCAAUGGGAAGGACAUGAGAGCUGCUAGCUCUACAAUCUCAGAUCAUCAAAUUGACAUUCAGAUCACUUUGCGUGAGAAGCCUCCCAAGUGUCCCCGUGCGCUCAAUCUAAGGGAAGUUGACAACGACAUGCAGACUCUGUACAUAAGUUCUGCUGUAGACACGUUUGAGUUUAAGGCCUCUGAGAAAGACGGUGGCACGGUGGAGGGAGUUAUCCGCUAUCAUCCCUUCCUCUAUGACAAGGAGACGUACCCCGAAGACCCCGAUGCUGUGCAAGCCUCUGUUGAUGAUGAGGAUGACAAUAAUGAGUCUGGAAUCCAGCAUCACGCAAGAGGAGAAAGGCCGAUAUUUCACUGUUUCUGGAAUGGACGGCUCAUACCUUACACCACGGUGUCUGAGUUUGACUGGUGUUCUCCGAGUAAAGGAACAAAGGAUCUCGCAGAGUGCUACAAUCGAGUUUCGGGGGCGCUUUUCACCGACGACACAUUCCAAGUCAGCACGAACAAGCUUACCUACAUGGAGCUGGAGCUGAAACUGAAGCACAAGGAAACCAUCUUCACACGCAUUGUUAAUGGACAGAAUCAAAGGGUCACCAUUCAGAGGGAGUUUACGCAGUGGCUAAGAAACUGUCAUGAGAAGUGGGACAAGCAAGUGAAGUUCUUGGGCUAUAAGGAGACCAUAACACGAGAAGAUGUGCCCAGUAAGAUAAUGCAGCAUCCCUGGGCGACGUUCUCCUCCAUCGAAGUGGACGGCAAAACCUACACAGAAGGCCAACUCGUGAAGUCUCACAAAACGCAGCCCAUUGUGUAUUGUAGCGUGGUUCGUUUUUUGCUGUAUGGAAAACACGAGGGAGAUGUCUAUGCCACCGGGGGACAGGUUGAAGUGGCUCUGGAACCCAAAGCAUUUCACGACCAGAUCAAGACCAUACCCAUUUCCAAGAUUGACAAGAAGGCCACACAAGAAGCCAUCAAGAAAUACAUCGACAAUGACUCCGCCAAGCUUCCAGAUAUUCUGCAAGUGGACUGGCCAGAAGGGAACCCCUGGCCAAUGAAUGCUGUUCGUCCAGCUGGGACUCCAUUAGGUCCAUUCCAAAUCAAAAUUGUAAACAAGAAGGGAGAGUCAGUAUCCAAGAUGCCAGCAGUGGGCCAAGCAGGGAAAAAACUGGUUAUUGAGCUCAAAAUCGUCAAGCACGGCCCUAGAGGAGAUGAGGAGGUUUUCUCUUGUCCUCCUGCCCGACAUUCAGCAAAGUGGGGUUACUAUGUCAACAAGAUUGAGAAACUGACCGACCUGGGGAAGUAUACUCUUACCCUGAGUACUAUGAUAAAUGAAAGUAAUGCGACUACCUUUGGAGGCAGAGAGCUCCCAAGCUACAAACUCAAGUUCACCAUCAGUGAGGGCAGUGCUGAGAGUUUUGUUAUCGGCGAAGUGAACACUACUCUUCGCAUUGGAGUGCCGUUCGACAUUCCUCUGCUGAUAAAAGAUGGUUAUGACCACUCGGUGACGUCUCCUCCUGAUCUCAAACCUGAACUCAAAUGCAGUGGCCUGGAUCUGAGUUACGAGACAGUGGACAACCGUGGGACAACGUUCACCAUCAGAAGUGUCAAAGCGAGAGGAAAAGUCCUGAAUUACCAACAAUCAAAGACGUAUGACCUGAAAGUGACCAUGCCUGGCCUGAAAGAAGACACGCAGACUAUCAAGAUCAGUGUUCUCCCAGGUAAUCCACAUUCCCUCCAUGUGACGCCAGAAGACGACCCAAUCACAGUCGAGAACCGACAGCCUGUCACGUUUAAUGUUGAAGUUCACGAUGAGGCCGGAAACAUCACCGCUCACCCCAAACAGAUCGUCAGCUGCCAGGUUGAGGGGCUUAGACCAGUAGCAACGGACUGCAGCACCACAGGAGCUGGACAGCUGACGACAAAGCCCAUAAACCUGAAAAUAAUCAACGGAGAACCACAAAACCUCAAAGUUCAAUUUGAGAUUCCUAGUCAGAAGGAGAUGGCGUUGGUCGUGAGGACACUGAAGGUGGUGCCCAGCACAAGAGUCUCCCACAUGGAGAUCUGUAGCGCGGAUGACGAGAAUCUGGUGCUGAGAAACAAGGAGGAGAUCGAUUGGCUGGCUGGAGGCUUGCUGAAGAACCUGUUCUAUAAGCUGUAUGAUGAGGCUGGUAGAGCGGUUCCUCCCACUGCUGAAAUAGCCUCCAUGAUCAAGGUUAACUGGACGGGAGAUGUAAAUAUGGAGGAUCUGGUCCAGGGGAAGCUGCCUGACAUACAGGUGAUCACGCAGGUGCAGGAAAAACGAUUCUACCAGGUGUCCUACCAAGACCAGAGUGUGUCCGUCUCCUUCCACAUAGUGCCUCGUCCAGAUGAACCAACACGCCUGAAAGCAACUCUACUCCAAGACAAAGUGAAGCUGGGUGAAAUCCUACCUGGACACAUCAGUUUGGAGCUUGUGGACAAGUAUGAUAAUGCAACCAAGACGCUUAUCCCCACCUGUGAGAAGGACAUGAUCGUGGAAGCCGAGGGUCUGGACAAAUCGACCAUCGUCUUCAGAUGGCAGGGGGAGAGCAGUUGUCUUCUGGUAACGGGGUUGCAGUUCCAGGCUGGGACUCCUGGUCCCAGAGACCUGUGCUUCACCUACGGGAGCUAUGUGGCGCGCGUCAUAAUUAAAUUGACUGCCGGAGUCCCUGCUCAGCUUAAACUUGUCAGUGGGCCAGUGGAGCCUUUGCAGGUGUUGAACGACCAAGGUAUCGCCACACCGUUCCUCGUCCAGCUGUAUGACGAGUGGGGAAACCCCGCUACAGACCAGAGGGUUGUGGUACAAGUGAAGUCUUUACCCUCGACACUGAAGGUGAUGACAUCUGUUACCUCACAACCCGUGGACGCAGAAGGGAAAGCCUCUUUCACUGUUAAUAGUGUGAGCGGACCAAAGGGGAACUAUCGGCUGGAGUUUAAAGGUUCCCUCAACCAGAAACCGAUCCCUGGUCCAUCAGUGAAGCUCACUGUGAUCCCUGAUCCCACCAAACCUGUCAGCCUGUCAGUGGAGUAUAACACCGAUGCCAUGUUUCCUGCUGGAGGCGUCUUCCCAGUCUUCUCAGUGAUGGUGGUGUCUGAUGAAGGAAGCCCGAUUACAAGUUUCAACCCCGCUGCUGCGUCCAUGUAUCUGUGGAAGGGAGUGCCGUCAGGAAAAAAGCCUCCACAAGCGGCCACUGAGCUGAAGUGUAGUAAACCCAUGAAGAACGAGAAGAAUGACCGGUUUCACUUCAGAGAUAAAGAGAUCCCAGAACAUGUUGGAAAGCACACCAUCCAGUUCGCUCUAAAAAUCGUCGAAACAAAUGUCCUGUUCAGUAAUCAGAUUACUAUAAACGUGGUGGCCAAUCAACCUGUCAAACUGGGACCCGACUCUCAGCCGCCAACCCCAGUUGUUUCCUACAGUAAUGUCAUCGCCAACCGAACCUUGGUGGAGAAUAUGACUCUGAGGAUAAUGGAUUCAUAUGGAAACCCCGCGGGGCAGGACCUGGACGGGAACGUGUUCGUUUCUAUAAAGAACUUCAGUGAAGUGGGCAACAAAACCCUCCCUGUGUUCGAAGGCAAAACCAACAGCUUGAAAAUGAGCUUAGUUGAAGGGAAGGCCCACAUCCCUAGGCUGGCUAUCAUGGAGAACAGCCCCGGGGAGAAUGGAAGCGCAUACAUCCUCCUCUUCAAACCUGAAGUGUCGAUGGUUCCCAUGUCGCUGGCUGCUUUUGAGCUCCUCUUCCUUUUUUACAAUGAUGCAGAGAACCAACGGAAAAUGUCUGAGCUGUCCAGGAAGAAAGAUGAACUCACUACUGCUGUUGCUAAAUACAAAGACAUGUUUACUGACCAUAAUGAACUCGCUACUUUGCUGGCCUCUAGUCACAAGAGUGCAAGUGGAAAAGAGGCUGACAUCAGAGCUCUGUUGAUCAACAAGAAAGUGGAAAUAGCACAAACUAUCCCAGAUAUUGACAGACUCCUAAAAGAGAAGGAUACAGAAGCCCAGAGGAUCCUACAAGCACCCAGAAGAGUUUUCUCCAACACUGAUCACUUCGGGGGGCAGCAGGAUGUUUUGGGGAUGGUUGGCCACCUGGCGUUUGUGCAGGACGACGACGCAGCGUGGGUUAUCUCCUGGCAGAUCAGGGGUGACAUGAAAUGCGUCAUCACCAGAACGACCGCAGCAGCAAAGAAGAUCUAUGCCGACACCCAAGGCAGGCAGGAGGUCAUGCCCCUUGAAAGUGUUUUUGUGCCACGAUACAACAGGCCGAUGCCACAUAUAAAAGAUGGCCGCAACCUCUUUGAACCCCCUGGGAACCCAGUCUUCGCCAGAGACCUCCUGCAUUACCCCAACGACCCGGAGAGGUGUAAGAUCGCUUUUAAAAACCUCCUCAGAGACACUAUUCUGAUUGACGACCUGGACUCUGCAAACAACUACAGAGUGGCGGUGGCGCGCAAUCAGAUGGCGUGUCCCACCAUCCUGACCAGGCAGGGGGAGAGGAUCAGUGCCAGUGGCAAGUUCGGAGGCGACGGGAACAGAGCCCCACCGAUUGACACAUUACUAGUGUUUGGAGCCCCCAUCCCACAGCAUUACUACGGCCUUAAAGAACACAUCGACCUGCUCCGCCAGUACCGGUCCGCUCUGGAGAAGAAGGAUCAGGCAAAAAAGGAACUCGAAGAUCACUUAAGAAGCAUGAAGUCUCCUGAAUUGCUGAAAAAGAAACAAGAAAUGGAGGAGCAUAAGAAACAGCUGGAGGAGAUUGAGAGACAACUUGUGUCAACACCAGUACGACCAGAGAAACGGGGUCUUGCGGAAGCUGGUGAGCCGUCCGGCACCAAUCCGAAGAGAGCAAAGCAGAGAUCCAUAUAAGACGUGCAUGAUAGAUUGAGCACAAACCUCUGGUCAUUUUAUUAUGUUCUUAUUUUUGAGCUAAUUAAGUUGUUGCAAUUUUUAUUUGUACAGAUUUGUCUUAUUAUAUAUUUUUUAACACUACUGUAACAAUCAACAUUGCUUAUGCAUGACAUAAUAUAUCACAAAUAAUGAUUUCUCUAUAGCAAAUACAUAUUUACCAAGAUUGG